Orussus abietinus is the source of this 646-nucleotide messenger RNA. RefSeq lists its product as uncharacterized. Lineage: Eukaryota; Metazoa; Arthropoda; Insecta; Hymenoptera; Orussidae. The transcript is spliced from 4 exons. The record is from RefSeq and is a predicted model, not a curated record. Bases 65 to 637 code for a protein of 190 amino acids.
GUCUCGACAAAAAAUCCCAGACCUUCGGGUGGUCCUUCACAAAUUUCGGACAUUCUGCGGCGAGAUGUGCGGGAGCGCGCGAUUGUUAUUAAUUUUCUCUACAUUAUUGGCCGGCGUUUGGGCACGAGGAAUGGAGGACUUUGAUUUCGAGAAGGAAAACCGAAAAAUAUCCGGCUCGAUGCUGUCCGAAAUCGCUAAGGAGCUGAUCCAAAGAUCUGCGAGCAGCAGUCAGGUAUUGAAUCUGAAUCUAUCGAAUUUAUUAAUACUGCUGGUGCUAAAAGCCGUGGUAUUCAGCGCUGGGUACAUUGGGAAUCACGGUUACAGAGCUCGCGAUUUAGACGAAGAGACCAUGGUGUCAGAAAGUGAAGUGGCACUGGCAUUGGGAUAUUUAAUGGGGGACACCUGUCUGUACAGAGCGGCUUGUGAAGCACCUCAAACUGCAAAAGAGUAUCUGGGUGCUGCGGAAAUGAUGUUGCAGACCCUGAAGCUGUUGCCCCAGUCGCUCCCGGAGAACGACAAGUACGAAAAGACUCUGCAAGAAUUUCGAAAGGCGAUAGAGUACGGGAUUAGAAAUCAGUGUCCACCGGAGUACACUUGCAAAAAGGAGAAUAUCAAAAACUUCCUCCAGCCAAAGUAAAGAGACGUG